Messenger RNA from Rotaria sp. Silwood2, 1383 nucleotides. Lineage: Eukaryota; Metazoa; Rotifera; Eurotatoria; Philodinida; Philodinidae. The record is from the annotation of a GenBank genome assembly.
AUGGUAGGCUUCGAUGCAAAAAAUUUACAUAUUCUUGAUACGAAAUGUAUUUGUCCUGUGUGUUUAUUGAUAUUACGCGAUCCUGUACAAUUGACUGAAUGUGGCCAUCGUCAGUGUCAAACAUGUGUAAAUGUUGAGCAAGAAACAACAAUUAAAUGUCGACAAUGUCAAGUAGAAACAUUACCAACUCACGUACGAGUUGAUCGGGGCUUCAAAAAUGAUAUGAAAUCACUAUCUAUUGAUUGUUGCUUCUGCCAGUGGACUGGUGUCUUAGAUAACUAUCAAGAACAUCUCGAUCAAUGUCAUUCAAAUCUCAAAUGUGAUUAUUAUGGCAAUCAGUUAAAUUCAGUUAACAAAUUCAAUGAACAUAAAGUCUUCAAAUGUCAACAACUGACUGUUGACUGUGAAUUGAAAGAUUUCGGUUGUAAUGAACGAAUUAUUCGUAGCAAAAUGAAAGAUCAUUAUUUGACUCAACAACACCAACACACCGUAGUAAAAGCUGUUAUUCAAAUGUUAUCACAAUUAAACGACAGACAAGUGGAUAUUGAUCUUCCUCGAACAACAACUGCAGAAGUUCGUAAUCCUGCUACAACUCAAUUAGAAAAGGUUUAUGAAGUGCUCAAUAUCUUGGCAAAUGGCAUGGAAAUAUCGACCAAUUAUCAACAACGUGUAAGCAAUCUAUCACUUUCAACAUUGACAGAGGAAUUAUCAACAGUUAAAUUAUCCAUUGAAGAAUCAAUUGCUUUUUUGGAAGGAGUAAAACAUAAUCAAGAUUUAGUAUCAUUGCAAGAACAGAUCGAUGAUUUGCAAUAUGCGUCUUGUGAUGGAACAUUUCUUUGGAAAAUUAAAAAUUUUCAAGACAAAACGAUUGAUGCACAAUCUGAAAGAGAAACAUCAAUUGAUUCUCCUCCAUUUUAUUCUUCUCCAACUGGUUAUAAAAUGAGAGCUCGUUUGUAUUUAAAUGGUGAUGGAAAUGCUCGUCGUACACACAUGUCACUCUUUUUUGCGCUCAUGCAAGGAGAAUACGAUGCCAUUAUCAAAUUUCCAUUCACUUAUAAAGUCACAUUUUGUUUGUAUGAUCAAACCCCUCAACAACAACAUAUUAUUGAUUCAUUUCGACCAGAUAUUAAAUCGAGUAGUUUUCAACGACCUCGAUCGGAUAUGAAUAUAGCUGCUGGUAUACCGAAAUUUAUUCCGUUGGAAAUUGUUCAACAGGAAGGAAAUCCAUAUGUACGAGACGAUACAAUGUUUAUCAAAAUUAUGGUUGAUUUUGGAGAAAUACCCAAAACAUUAUUGCCGUACGCUUUGAGUCUCAAUUCGGGUCUACCAUCGCAUGUCCAACAAACAAUGAUUGAUAUAGAAGCAAAAAAAAGAUCUGAAUAA